Siniperca chuatsi (mandarin fish) is the source of this 3888-nucleotide messenger RNA. It is a transcript of the gene lpcat2, whose product is annotated as lysophosphatidylcholine acyltransferase 2. Gene Ontology annotation, cellular component: endoplasmic reticulum. The record is from RefSeq and is a predicted model, not a curated record. The coding region runs from base 425 to 2002 and encodes 525 amino acids. Lineage: Eukaryota; Metazoa; Chordata; Actinopteri; Centrarchiformes; Sinipercidae. The transcript has 14 exons. Gene Ontology annotation, molecular function: 1-acylglycerophosphocholine O-acyltransferase activity; calcium ion binding.
GACGAAAUCAUGGCAGAAUUCUCAGUCGGUAUUUUCACAGAGCACAUGCAUGGUCACUGACAGCACCAUCUGAGCUUGUUCUUUCAUCUGAUUUGCAAUAUUUAUUCGAAAUAAAUCUAAUGGAAUGAUAGCAUCGUGCAAACAUUCAUAACGAGGGUUCACGCAGAUUGUGGAAACUGAUGCAAACCCGCAUACAUGCAUCAAAAAUGCACCGAUCGGACUCGAGCGCCGCUGCGACCACGUUGGAGGUGGAGCUUGACACGCCAGUCCGGUUCCCCUGCGGUUGCCUGUGUCUGCGGUAGCCAGUAUGAUCGUCUGAUAUGGAGAGAAAUGAGAGAGCAGGGUCACCGUUGAGGAAGUGAGAUGAUAACAUAACGGCGCCUCGACUAAAACAUUUGCCUGUUUCCUCGUUCACCGGACUGCAAUGCCGCCACAGCGAGUAUUCGCCCUGCCGAGGCAACAAUCUCUGCUCCUUCCUGCGGUCAUCAACCCGUUUGUUCAAGACACCAAACUAACCAAAGCUGAUAUAAUAAAAUGUGUCCUGCUGGGAAUCUUCCUGGUCCCCGUUCGCGCCGUCCUUCUGUCCCUGGUUCUCAUGGUGACAUGGCCGGUGGCUGUCAUAAUAACCUUCAAGCAUCCUCUGAAAGGAGCUGUGGAACCAAUGACAGGAUGGAGACGGGUCAUGUGUCGGAGCGUGAUGGCUGCCUUGGGGAGGGCCUACUACUUCUGCAUGGGCUUCAGAGUGGUGGUCAAGGGCAAGCAGGUCAGCAGCAGUGAGGCCCCCAUCCUGGCUGUGGCCCCCCACUCCACCUUUUUUGAUGGGAUUGUGUGCAUUGUUGCAGGCCUGCCCUCCACUGUAUCCCGUGUCGAGAACCUGGCUACACCCAUCUUUGGCAGGUUUGUGCGCUGCCUUCAGCCAGUGCUGGUGUCCAGAAAGGACCCAGACUCCAGGAAGAAUACAAUCCAAGAGAUUGACAGCAGAGCCAAGUCAGGAGGCCACUGGCCACAGGUUCUGAUAUUUCCAGAGGGAACAUGUACAAAUCGUUCAUGUCUUAUCACUUUCAAACAAGGUGCCUUUAUCCCAGGGGUCCCUGUGCAGCCUGUGCUUAUGAGAUAUCCCAACAAACUGGAUACAGUGUCUUGGACUUGGCAGGGUUUCAGCUCGAGGACACUGCUGCUUCUAACUCUGUGCCAGCUGUACACCACUGUAGAGAUAGAGUUCCUGCCACCGCAUAUCCCCACAGAGGAGGAGAAGAAAAGCCCGGCUCUGUUUGCUAGCAGAGUGCGAGAAACUAUGGCCCAGGCUUUGGGAGUUCCAGUGACAGACCACACAUAUGAAGACUGCCGCCUGAUGAUCUCAGCUGGCGAGCUAACGCUACCCAUGGAGGCCGGCCUGGUUGAGUUCACCAAAAUUAGCCGUAAACUCAAUCUGAAGUGGGACAAUGUGAGGAAGGAGCUGGAGGGCUUCGCAGCCAUGGCCAGCUCAUGUAAAGGAGGACGGAUCACCAUCAAGGAGUUUUCCACAUUCCUGAAGCUUCCUGUCAACCAAGCCCUCGAGGAGCUGUUUGCACUGUUUGACAGAAACGGAGAUGGCACCAUAGACUUCAGAGAGUAUGUUAUCGGCGUGACCAUCUUGUGUCGACCAGCUAACACCGAAGAUGUUCUUCGAAUGGCAUUCCAGCUGUUUGAUACAGAUGAGGAUGAGAGAAUCACCCGAGAGGAGUUUACUUCUCUGCUGCGCUCAGCUCUGGGUGUGUCAGAUCUAAACAUGGCCAAGCUCUUCAAGGAGAUUGAUGCUGACGGCUCUGGUUUCAUCACCUUCAGCGAAUUUCAAGCCUUUGCCAUGACCCACCCGGAGUACGCCAAGCUCUUCACCACCUACCUGGAGCUUCAGAGAUACCAAGCCAUCCAGGUGGCAAGGCCAGGUGAUCUGGAAUUGGCCAAUCAGACCAGUUCAGGGGAAAAACAAGAAGACAGCACAUCUGACAAAAAAGAUGACUGAGACUGAGAAUGAGUCUGUAUCCACUGCACUGAGAUGGAGAAUGCAAAAGUGUCAUCUGUCCUCUGACUUUUAGCAAAUUCAAGUCAUUUGCCACAGCAGAGCCAUAUUAUAGGUUGUGUGCUUGCCUUUUUAUAGAUGGUUUUAGAGUGCUUCUAUUUUCAAUUUUAGUGCCUUAUAGAGAUUUUAAACUUCCCCACGCCACUGCACAAGAAAUGUCUUAUUGCAGACUUUUGACAUCCCUAAAGUUUUGUGUGUGUGUGUUUUGGUUAUGUGUCCACCAGGAAAAAAAAACAACUGAAAAGAUAGUUAUAAGAUGAAAAUAUGUCAUAAAACUCACAUGGGCACUAAACCCUGCAAUAUUUAGAGCUGUAAUGUUAGUGUUUUAUGAUAUACUUGAAUAUUUUUCCCAGAUCAUCAUAAACUGCCUCACUGUGUUUUUGACUUGGAUACAUCAUUCUCUGUAGCCUGAGCUUACCCUUGCUUGGACUUAGAUGAACGUAGCUUUGUGUACCUUCUCCUUUGUCUUUGUGGUCCUUUGUGGUAAAUGAGUGAAAAAAUUGCCAAACCAACACCUUUUUAAAUAUAAGCAAAGAGUUCUCGUGCUUCUGUGUUGCAAGUAUAAUUAGUGUACAGUAAGCUUUAUUAAGAUCUUUCCAAUCUAGCAACCCACAGAUGUGCUGUAUUAACGCUAUGUCUAUGAAGAGCAUACAUGCUGUGCAUUACACUUUUUUCCAGCGCUCAGGGACACAGACCUUAUAGGACGGAUGUAUAAUUAGCCAGAGGUUUGCUUUGCAUGUGUAUCUAUUUGCAUUUCUACUGAAGAUUGUUGUUGCUGAGACAGCAGCAUGUCUACGCAGCUUUAAGUUUACUAAAGCAAAUCAACCACUGAAAAUAGGGCAAUUUGUGAGCAAAAAGGCAACAGUGCUUCUUCACAACAGCAUAUCCCAGCGGGGUAUGCUUUCAGAUUAACUAGCUGCACUGUUAUUUAUUUAGCCGAGUGCAUUGCAAUUAUGAAAUUUUUUCCCCCUUUUUUGGUAACACUGCAAAGUUUGCUUUUGAAAAUAAAACUAGAAUACAAUUUUAACUCUUGCAUGUGUUUUUAUAUUCACCACUGUGGGAACUUGUAAUGACUUUCAUUGACUUUGUUUAUAAUGAGGCAUAGGUGUGAUGACGGGGCAACAGCUGUACCGCUGGUUCUCUAAACCACCACUAGGUGGCAGCAGUUACCUAUUACAAUUCCAUUGUGUGUGUAUUUUUGUUCUACUUGUGACUACCAGAUUUAGUUUUAAACCUUUUGUCAUUUUGGCCUGUUCUUUAAAUUAAUGUGAGGGCAAAUAGCAAUGCUACAUUUUUAUCAUGAGUGAACUAAACAAACACUAACACUAAAACAGAAGGUAAGGCAUGACAUGAAUGAUUUCUGUUAUCAUCUUUCUACUUUCAUACCAGCAGAAAAGUGAAUCUUUAAUCUUGAACAUAAACAUUUCAUGAAAUCUAUCGUUUUUUUUUUAGUUCAAACCUUAGCAUUAUCUUAAAGAAAAUAAUUGCGUCAUUAUGACUUACGUGCUAUAAUUGUUGGAUUGUUCCAUGUCUUCAUUUGUCCUUUUUAUGAACCAACCUGUUUUCAUUGUGAGGUGGAAAGAAGACUGGAUCAUGAACAGAUGUGGUUGUUGUGUGCUAAUGGAACAUUUUAUCAUUAAAGAAACAAUAUAAAAUGGGCAUGCGAUACUUGGAGAACAAUCUACUGUAUGUGUUAGGCAUUUCGAAAGAGUCUGAAGGAUUCUUUACCAUGUGAAUGUUUGUUUUUGUCGCUAUAUGUGCUCCUCUAUUCUGUCAAUAUAGUUUGUGUAAAUCAGUGUACAGAAAAUAAACAUUUUCCUCAGAUAGUC